Messenger RNA from Pistacia vera, 976 nucleotides. RefSeq names its product zinc finger protein GIS3-like. The transcript has a single exon. Gene Ontology annotation, molecular function: DNA-binding transcription factor activity; transcription cis-regulatory region binding. NCBI's taxonomy places the organism in Eukaryota, Viridiplantae, Streptophyta, Magnoliopsida, Sapindales, Anacardiaceae. Gene Ontology annotation, biological process: trichome differentiation; trichome morphogenesis; cytokinin-activated signaling pathway. Gene Ontology annotation, cellular component: nucleus. Bases 203 to 871 code for a protein of 222 amino acids. The record is from RefSeq and is a predicted model, not a curated record.
CUUGCUUUGGAUUAUUCGUGAUUCUUCUUUGCUUUCUUUUCUCUUUCGGAAUUUUCUCAACCAACUCUUCUUUCCUGUAAAUCAAUCAAAACCCUUCUUCACUCUCUCUCUAUAUAUAUACAACUCAGAACAUAAGUAAUCACAGAUAUUCUCACUGAUUUUCCCUAAGACUUCUAUAAUUUUCCUUUCUCAACUGCUAAAAAUGGCCGACAUAGAUCAUUACCAAACGAAACCAAAUAACCCAACUAGCUUAAAGCUCUUCGGUUUCAACCUUUCAUCAGAAGAAGAUCAUGACAUUAGUAACAAAACUCGUCAGAUUGAUCAUGAUCAAUCUCUUGAAUUCAACGACUUUUCUUUUCCAUCCAACGAUAACAAUAAUUUAAUGACUCGUAAAUACGAGUGUCAAUAUUGUUGUCGCGAAUUUGCAAAUUCUCAAGCGUUGGGUGGCCAUCAAAACGCGCACAAGAAAGAGAGGCAGCUCUUAAAGCGUGCACAAAUGCAAGCCACUCGGAAUCUUGUGGUGUCUUCGGUGCAUUUCCAGGACCCCAUGUUACGGCCCUACACGUCACUCCCCCGCCUGCUUGCUCCGGCACCGGUGGCAACUCCUCCUCCGCCGCCGCCUCAGUAUCAUUCCUCGUCGUUUUAUGUGUUGCAUGGGAACAGCACUGUAGUGUCGCCAUUGCUGGUGCCUCGUCAAUAUGGUAGUGCUUAUAAUAAUCCUUGUAAUAGGAAAAACUCUGGCUUGGGAAGGCGGCGCGUCGGGGAGGAUGUGAAAGUGGUGACGCCGACUCCUCCGGUGCCGGCGGUCAAUGAUAGGUCUAGGGGUUUAGCGUUGGAUUUGCAUCUGGGUCUUGGGCCGGCUGUGCCUUAAAUUUUUAAUCACAAAGUCAAAUUAAUGGAGAGUGUUGGUGCAUGUAAAAUCUUUCCGAUUUCUAACUUUUUGUUAAUUAAAUGGUUAACCUCUUUUCAAUUUUCU